Molecule: messenger RNA, 279 nt
Organism: Meloidogyne enterolobii
Lineage: Eukaryota; Metazoa; Nematoda; Chromadorea; Rhabditida; Meloidogynidae
Source: the annotation of a GenBank genome assembly
UUUUUAAGGGAUUUAUAUAUAGAAUUAACACGUCAUUUGGAUAUGAUAGGACUGGAUCAACAUGAAAAAUUGAACAAAUUAUGGCUGAAAAAACACAAUAAGCGAAUCUUUGUAACUUGGAUAAAAAAAUUACUGAAGGAUGAAUUAUUUAGAGAAAUUGAGAUGGUAAAAAAUGUUGAUCGAAAAGGGAAGAAAAUUAAGGAUAGUAAUAAUACUUAUAUGGAGGAACAAGUAAAAGAAAUUAAUUAUUUUUUGGAUAGAUUGAAAGAGGGUAAUUAA